This is a messenger RNA of Theobroma cacao (cacao), 2586 nucleotides long. RefSeq names its product putative LRR receptor-like serine/threonine-protein kinase At1g74360. Gene Ontology annotation, molecular function: protein binding. The record is from RefSeq and is a predicted model, not a curated record. Lineage: Eukaryota; Viridiplantae; Streptophyta; Magnoliopsida; Malvales; Malvaceae.
UGAUGGCAGGUACUGCUAUGUCUGAACAUUCUCUUGACACAGACAAAGAAAUCCUGCUAAAUCUGAAAUCUUUUCUGGAAGAACGAAAUCCCAUAAACAGAGGAGGGUACGAGAAAUGGAACCAAACGAGCUCGAAUCCAUGUGACUGGUACGGAAUCUCAUGCUCUCUGGACGGGGCAAGAGUAACUGGUAUAGACCUCUCUGACAACCGAAUCUCUGGGGAAAUGUUCCAGAGUUUCUCAGCCUUAAACCAGCUUCGAUACCUUGAUCUCUCAAAGAACACGCUACAGGGAAAAAUCCCUGAUGACUUGAGUAGAUGCCACAACCUUGUAUACCUCAACCUAUCACAUAACGUCUUAGCAGGUGCGUUGAACUUGGCUGGGUUGACCAGUUUAGAGAAGCUUGAUUUGUCCACAAAUCGGUUUCUUGGGGACCUGCGGCUUAGUUUCCCAGCAAUUUGCAACAAUCUAGUUGUUGCAAACCUUUCAAUAAACGAUUUCACGGGUAGAAUUGAUAACUGCUUUGAUGGGUGCAAGAAUCUGCAGUAUCUGGACUUGAGCGCCAAUGAUUUUACUGGUUACCUCUGGACUGGGUUUUCAAGGCUUGCAGAGUUCUCAGUUUCUGAAAACUAUAUCACCGGGCCAAUUUCUGCAUCUAGUUUUGAGGAGAAUUGUAGUCUUGUAGCUUUGGACUUAUCUGAAAACAAUAUCCAAGGUGAAGUUCCUAUGCAGAUUUCGAAUUGCAACAAUUUGGUUGUCCUAAAUCUCUGGGGAAACAAUUUUAUAGGGCCAAUUCCCUUACAGAUAGGAUCGAUUUUGACCCUGGAAGGCUUGUUAUUGGGUGGCAACAGUUUUUCUAGAGUGAUUCCAGAAACCCUUUUGAAUCUGAAGAACUUGGCGUUUUUAGAUUUGAGCAGGAACAAUUUUGGUGGGGAAAUACAGGAUAUUUUUGGCAGAUUUACGCAAUUGAAAUAUCUUGUACUUCAGGGGAAUUUAUAUACAGGUGGUAUAGUUUCUUCUGGCAUUCACAGGCUACCCAACAUCAUUCGGUUAGACUUGAGCUACAACAAUUUCUCCAGCUACUUGCCUGUUGAAAUCUCUCAAAUGCUAAGUUUAAAGUUCUUGAUCUUGGCCUACAAUCAAUUUAAUGGUACCAUACCACCGGAGUAUGGAAACUUAUCACAGCUACAAGCCCUUGAUCUCUCCAACAAUGGGCUCAUUGGAUCAAUUCCGCCUGCCCUCGGAAACUUGAGCUCUCUCUUAUGGUUAAUGCUUGCAAACAACUCACUCACUGGUGAAAUACCGCGUGAUAUUGGAAACUGUGGUAGCUUAUUUUGGGUAAACCUUGCUAACAACCAACUUUCCGGGGCAGUUCCUCAUGAGUUAACAAACAUCGGAAGAAAUGCUAGUCCAAUAUUUGAAUCAAAUCGGCAGAGUGACCACAUGAUUGCUGGUCCGAGUGAGUGCUUGAUGACACAGAGGUUGCUUAGUGUAGACGGAUAUACACCUUUUGGUUCUAUAUACACCAUUCCUACUAGGAAAAUUUGUAGAAGGAUGUGGAAUCAGCUUCUGAAAGGAUAUGGCUUUUUCCCAGUAUGUGCUAUGGGUUCAUCAGUGAGGAGAUAUCAAAUCUCAGGAUAUAUUCAACUUAGCGGGAAUCAACUAACAGGUGAGGUCCCUCAAGAUAUUGGUAAGAUGAAGAAUUUUAGUGUGUUACAAUUAGGUUCCAAUGAAUUCUAUGGGAAACUGCCUACAGAGAUUGGAAAUCUGCCAGUUAUAGUCCUAAACAUCUCCGGGAACAGAUUUUCAGGCCAAAUUCCUAUAGAAGUUGGGAAUAUGAAAUGCUUAAGGAGUCUUGAUUUGUCACGCAACAAUUUUUCGGGCACAAUGCCCAUGCAGCUUAAUAACCUGACUGAGCUGAGCAAUUUUAACAUUUCAUUCAACCCACUCCUUACUGGCAGAAUUCCAGAAAGAGGGCAAUUAGGAACAUUCGGGAAAGAGUCCUUCCUGGGAAAUCCACUGUUGCACAUUCCAUUGUUCGACUUGGACGAUCAACUUCCACCACCACCACCACCAUCAAACUGGCAGGGUGAAAAUGAAAUUGGAAUGGAUGGAGAUGGCUUGAACUCUGGAAAUGGAUUUAGUUGGGAAGCGUUGUUGACGGGGUAUGGAUGUGGAAUGGUAUUUGGAGUGGCGGUGUUCUAUAUUACUUUUCGAAAAGGUAAACCAAAUUGGUUUGUCACCAUGGUUGAUGGCAUCCAUCAAUGGAAGGCACGAAAACGGAAUGCUUCUCGCAGAGGUGAUUGAAGAAGGAUUUAGUCAGUGAGAGUGGUGUACCAAGGUUUGUCUUACAUUUGUGAUUCUGAGUUCAAGCUGAUUGUUAGCUCUGUGCAUAACAAUACCAGCAGUAAAGUAUUGGCUGAUGACCACUUUGAGAUGUGUAAUUGAGAUGCUGUAACUAAUGUAUUUACUCCUUUUCAAAAAAAAAAAAAAAAAACCAAUGUAUUUACUCUUUCAUGUCCCCUGCUUUAGUAUAUCAGUUUGAGAUCCUUCUGAAUCUCCUUAAUUAAUGUCAUAAAGCUAUAAC